This is a messenger RNA of Brassica napus (rape), 1340 nucleotides long. RefSeq names its product CASP-like protein 2D1. Bases 629 to 1195 code for a protein of 188 amino acids. The transcript has 3 exons. NCBI's taxonomy places the organism in Eukaryota, Viridiplantae, Streptophyta, Magnoliopsida, Brassicales, Brassicaceae. The record is from RefSeq and is a predicted model, not a curated record.
AAGACGAAGCCAGAUGUCUAUUUCUCUCACUCCCAGCAACCACCGCACUAGCCUACACUCUAUUACUUCUUCCACUACAAAAUUUUCGGCGACACUCUCGAGAAAAAUAAAAAUAAAACUAAUAUAGAAAUUACUAUUUUUUCAUCGUUAUGUUCUUAUUUACCUUCUAUUUAUGUAAAUAAAAACAUUGAAUCCGCUAAGAUAUUUCUAACCUCCUUUAAAAACAUUAAUUUCUAUAAAAAGGUUAGUCGAUCAUCAUUCCAGCUCUAAAGCGAACUAAUAUUUCUACAAGCCAUUGAGCCAGAGAUGCUGAGAAAACUUUAAUCUAAUCCAUAUUCACAUUUGUUAUGGCUUCCUUGUCUUCUCAUUACAAAUGAAAAUUACAUUUUUCACGCGGUUUCCAAAGGCGAAUAAUCAUGAAAGGGAGAUAAACCUUUUCUUUUUGGUUUUGGAGAUGAAAAUUAAGAGAAAGAAACCUUUUUGUAUCUUAUAUGAUUUGUUCUUAUUUGUCAUGUGACCACACACACACACACACAUAUCUACAUAUAUUUGUAGCACCGUUUCUUAGUUUUCUCCCCCCUCCCCUCCAAAAAGAAGAAGAGCAUUUGGUUUUGAGUUCCAACCAGAGAUGAGAGACAACAACACAAGAGAAGGAGAGAGAACUUCAAAGCAGCAACCACAAGUUCCUAUGUCUUUGAAGCUCGUAGAUACAUGUCUGAGGCUAAGUGUGGUUCCCCUAAGUGUUGCAACCAUCUGGUUAACUGUCAGUAACCACCAAUCCAACCCUGACUACGGAAAUUUAGACUACAACUCCAUCAUGGGUCUCAAGUAUAUGGUUGGUGUUAGUGCUGUGUGUGCGAUUUAUGCUCUGCUCUCUACUAUCUCUUCAUGGAUUGCAUGUUUAGUGUCCAAAGCUUGGCUCUUCUUUGUCCCUGACCAGGUUUUAGCUUAUUUGAUGACAACAUCAGUAGCAGGAGCAACAGAGAUAGUGUAUCUACUUAACAAAGGAGAUAAACCAGUGACAUGGAGUGAAGUGUGUUCUUCUUACCCACACUUUUGCUCAAAACUCACAAUUGCUUUGGGGCUUCAUGUCUUUGUUCUCUUCGCUUUCUUAUUUCUCUCUGUCAUUUCUGCUUAUAGAGCUUUUAGUCUCUUUGAUCCUCCUUGUGAUCCUCAAACCAAUAAUAAUGCUUAAAUACUCAGUAUUCAAUCAUAUUUGCAGCCUUGGAGUCGGUUUUAUCUCAAUGAUGCGGAGAUUUUGGUGUUUUAAAUUUGUUGCUAAAUUAAUAUGAUUUGUAUUUGUCAAGAAAUCUAAUAAUGUAUGAAGUUUAUUUUGUCUU